GCGUCCAGCAGUGCCAGUCAAUCGCGCGGCGUAGCCACUACUGGCCGAACAGGCAUCCCCGCCCUACAUAUGUCUGCGCGGAUAUGCUGAUCUAACAGCCAGUCCACACCUUUCAUCCUCUACACCAUGGCCGGCGGACAGCUCCUCGACGUCACCCAGGAAAUCAAGCUCGAUCACGACAACGUACGCGAGCUCUUCGAUAGAUACAAGGCGACCAGUGAUGCCAAAAAAAAGAGGGCCAUCGCCAACACGCUCAUCCGCGAGAUGGCCAUCCACUCCGACGCUGAGGAGGUCUCCGUCUACAACGACUACGCGACCGUCGGCCUCAGUGACGUCGCGACACACAACAAGGAGGAUCACGCUGAGGUGAAGAAGCUCGUCUACGCCGCAGACUCGCAUGGCUUUGAUAAGCCCGACUACGACGACGUCCUCGCGAAGGCCGUCACUGCCUUCGACGCCCAUGCGCGUGAGGAGGAGACGGACCAGCACCCGACUCUCCGUCAGAAGCUUUCUGCCGAGGACAAUAACAGAAUCGCGCGCGCGUUUCUCAAGGCACGCACGAUGGUCCCCUCGCGUCCACACCCAUGGGCGCCCCAGACCGGUGGUAUCGCACAGAAGGCUGCGGGCGCGCAGGGCAAACUCCAUGACAAGGUCGUCGAGACCCUGACUGAUCGUGACUUUGUCGACGUCAAGUACACACACCCCGAGUUCUGAGUGCCAUAUUCAUACUCAGAGGUCCUAGGCUCAAGCCGCA
Messenger RNA from Rhodofomes roseus, 754 nucleotides. RefSeq lists its product as uncharacterized. The coding region runs from base 127 to 714 and encodes 195 amino acids. The transcript is spliced from 3 exons. NCBI's taxonomy places the organism in Eukaryota, Fungi, Basidiomycota, Agaricomycetes, Polyporales, Fomitopsidaceae. The record is from RefSeq and is a predicted model, not a curated record.